GGAACAAACAAACCCAACAAAUCUGAUAAUAAAAAGAUGCAGAGCAACACCAAAAUCCUCUGAUGAUCACAAGGAAAACCUCUCCUAAACAGUAAAUAAACACAGUGGAAAGAGAGAGGGAGAUGGCUGGUUUGCAGUUGCAGUCAUCCCAAAGAGAGGCCGUGAUAGUCGCUGUCGAUGCAAAUAGGACUAAAGGAAGUGUGGAAGCCGUCGAAUGGGCUUUCAAACAUAUCGUUAAACCCGGUGACACCUUCCUUGUUUUAGGAUUUUUCACUGAUCACCAUGCCAAGAAGAACUCUUGCUUUCCGUUUAAGUUGCUCACGGGUCUCCGCGCCUCUGGAAUAUGGGAGAGAUCAGUAUUCAUUGACCACGAGGAAGUGCAUCCUGUCGAUCUUGAAGAAGAAAUCCAGCGAAAAAAAGGACAAUACCGGACCAGCCUUCAGCCUAUAUAUAGUCACUGCUCAAAGAAUGAGGUGAGGUUGGUGUUUAAGCUUGCAGCCGGGUUUUGUCCGGCGACACUGGCAAUUAAGGAAUCACAGAACCUUAAUACCCGUUGGAUUGUAUUAGACAGUCAUUUUAAGAAAUCGAAAGUUUAUCUACGAGGACAUGUAACGUGCAACAUUGCAGUAGUAAAGGAAAAAGAUUUUGCUAGCUUGAUGCUAUCGAAUGAUACACAGCCAGCUGAGAUUUGCCUGAGCAAUCCUGAGCCAAAUUAUGAUUCAGCAGCUCCUGAAGAGCAUCCUCGGGAAGAGCAUAGAAAAGAUUUCAGUGUUUACGAGUUAAGAAAUAAAAGUGCACCCGCGCCAUAUCCUCAGAAUCCUUGUUGCUAUCCUCUGUCUUGGAGAAGUGGUUUUCCUCGAGCGUUUUCUUACAACGAACUUGAAGUGAUAACGAAUGGCUUUGCUGAUGAUAACAUUACAGGAGUUGUGGAUGACAUAACAGUUCAUCAGGGGCUAUUACAAGAAACACCUGUUUUAGUCAAGUCUUUACAGAAAACAAGGAAGGGCUUCUGGUCAAUCCUACAGAUCCUUUCCCGGGUGAGCCACCGCAACAUCUCGAACCUUGUUGGGUACUGCAGCACAGGCGUUUCUCCAUUCUUGCUUUAUGACUUCCCUUGUUUGGGUACCGUUGACGUGAACUUGCAAUGUAAGAACGGCUACUUCUCUAACUGA
Messenger RNA from Malus domestica (apple), 1172 nucleotides. RefSeq names its product probable receptor-like serine/threonine-protein kinase At5g57670. Gene Ontology annotation, biological process: aromatic amino acid biosynthetic process. NCBI's taxonomy places the organism in Eukaryota, Viridiplantae, Streptophyta, Magnoliopsida, Rosales, Rosaceae. Gene Ontology annotation, molecular function: 3-dehydroquinate synthase activity; oxidoreductase activity. The record is from RefSeq and is a predicted model, not a curated record.